AUGGACUCCCCCACCUUUAAAGCCCUCGUCGAUGCUUCCGCUGGUGCGAUGGGCGCACUGUUUGCAGCUGUGUUGCUAUACCCACUAGAUGUUGUAAAAACAAGGAUCCAAGUGGAUGUAGACAACAUCAAAGAGGAGGAAUCAGAAGAGCUUAAGGAAAAAACUAUGAAGCUUCGUGAAAAGAGCGCACGUAGUAUGCUUGUGUUUGCAUGGUUUAUUUAUCGCCAAGAAGGAUUUGAGGGUCUCUUUGCCGGCCUCAGCUCGAAGAUUGUGCAUACAGUUUUAUCAAACUUUGCAUACUUCUAUUGGUACUCAUUCCUCAUAUCGGCAGUUGAGAAACACUUCAAAUUGCCUACUACUACGGGCAUGAGUCUUCUUGUGGCCUCCACCGCUGGAGCGCUUAACAUGUCAUUGACACUUCCUUUAGAGAUGAUUAAUACACGGGCCCAAAUUGAGUUCUCUGGUGACAAGGACGAAACUAAUGGGCCACGCCAACGCACUUUGAUUGGUAUCGCAAGGGAGAUAUACGCUGAAAAUGGCCUUAGGACUUUUUGGAAAGGAUUUAUCCCAUCAUUAGUGUUGGUGAGCAAUCCGUCCAUUAAUUACACGAUUUUUUAUAAGCUUAAGCUUCAGCUACAACAAUUCAAGAUGGCAGCAAACAAUACUAAACGCGUGAGCUCACUGACAGCGUUAGAGGCGCUUAUUUUAGCGGCUUUUGCAAAGGCAGUCGCUACAAUCAUCACUUAUCCCAUAAUUCGGGCAAAAGUACUUAUCCAGGCGCAAACGAAGCCAGGUGAUGGUCGCCAGCAACAGUUGUAUGGUCAUCAUCAACCUGAAAAGUGCAGCUCGAUGUUGCAUAUGCUCAAGCGUAUCAAUGAACUAGAAGGCUUUGCUGGAUACUUUAAGGGUUGCUCGGCACAAUUGUUCAUUACCGUCUUAAAGAGUGCUCUUCUGGUUAUGACGAAGGAGCAAAUAGCCAAGUAUACUACACGUAUUUUAUGUGCUUUGCACCGAAACACAAGGCAGACGGCUAUUGAGGCUGCUAAAGCAUGA
This is a messenger RNA of Plasmopara halstedii, 1053 nucleotides long. RefSeq names its product mitochondrial carrier family. The coding region runs from base 1 to 1053 and encodes 350 amino acids. The transcript is spliced from 2 exons. The record is from RefSeq and is a predicted model, not a curated record. NCBI's taxonomy places the organism in Eukaryota, Oomycota, Peronosporomycetes, Peronosporales, Peronosporaceae.